Thermochaetoides thermophila DSM 1495 is the source of this 1776-nucleotide messenger RNA. RefSeq lists its product as uncharacterized. Bases 1 to 1776 code for a protein of 591 amino acids. Gene Ontology annotation, cellular component: Set1C/COMPASS complex. The record is from RefSeq and is a predicted model, not a curated record. Gene Ontology annotation, molecular function: histone binding. The transcript is spliced from 5 exons. Lineage: Eukaryota; Fungi; Ascomycota; Sordariomycetes; Sordariales; Chaetomiaceae.
AUGGGCCAACAACGUCCCAGAGGUCCCCCGACGCCGAGCAUGAGCACGCCGGCUGCCGACUUUGACCAGGUCACCGGCUCACCCCCACCUCCACCGACCCCUGCGGCCUCUCCAGGCCCGUCGCACUCAAAACUUAACUGGAGCAGUGGUUCUGAGGACGAGGAGGCCUUCCUGUCGAGCGUCAGGCAGUACUUCAUGCAGGCAAACGGCAGUCAGAGGACACGUCUUCUUUCUGAUCUUCUCAGCAUUUGCACCAGCCAACAACUGAGCUUCGUGCACCAGUUUGUCAGCCCUUUGCUAAAGAAGGAUCCAUUUACCACUUUGCCAGACGAGCUGUGCCUUAGGAUUUUGUCCUUCAUUGAUGACCCCAAAGUGCUCGCUCGUGCGUCUCAAGUCUCGCGGAGAUGGAGGGACUUGCUGAGUGACGAUAUGACUUGGAAGAAUCUCUGUGUGAAGCACGACUAUCAGAGACGGAUUUCCGAUCUUCGCGAUGGCAAGGGCGGUUCCCCGUCUUCUGCUCUUCACAACGGUCGGGCACAGCGCUCUUAUAAGUCCCAUUUCAAGCAGAGAUACCUGGUUGAUGCUGCUUGGCGGUCCGGUGGCCGCAAUAUCUCACGUAACAUCACUCAAGAUGGUGGUGUCGUGACAAGCCUGCAUCUCACUUCCAAGUACAUCAUCGUCGCCCUCGACAAUGCCAAGAUCCACGUUUUCGAUACACAGGGUAAUCCCCUUCGUACACUGCAGGGGCAUGUAAUGGGUGUCUGGGCUAUGGUUCCCUGGGAUGACAUUCUUGUCAGUGGUGGUUGUGAUCGCGAUGUCCGCGUCUGGGAUCUAUCGACUGGCAACUGCCUUUAUACUCUUAGAGGUCACACCUCUACAGUUCGCUGCCUUAAGAUGUCUGACGCGAACACUGCAAUCUCCGGAUCUAGGGACACAACCCUCAGGAUCUGGGAUAUCAAGACCGGCGUUUGCAAGAAGGUUCUUGUUGGCCACCAAGCCAGUGUCCGCUGCUUGGAGAUCAAGGGUGAUAUUGUGGUUUCUGGCAGCUACGAUGCUACUGCCAAAGUUUGGAGUAUCUCGGAGGGUCGUUGCCUCCAUACCCUCCAGGGACAUUACAGCCACAUUUAUGCCAUCGCCUUCGAUGGUGAGAGAGUGGCGACCGGGAGCUUGGACACGAGCGUCAGGAUAUGGAACGUCCGGACUGGUGAGUGCCAGGCAAUUCUGCAGGGUCAUACGUCCCUUGUUGGGCAGCUUCAGAUGCGUGGAAACACGCUGGUAACUGGCGGAAGCGAUGGCUCCGUGAGGAUCUGGUCCCUUGAGAAGAUGGCCCCCAUCCAUCGUCUUGCCGCCCACGAUAAUAGCGUCACCAGCUUGCAGUUUGACGACACUCGUGUUGUCAGCGGUGGCAGUGAUGGCAGGGUCAAGGUUUGGGAUCUCAAGACUGGCCAGGCUGUCCGCGAACUGGUCACACAAUGUGACGCCGUUUGGCGUGUUGCUUUCGAAGAUGAAAAGUGUGUUGCUAUGGCCCUUAAGAACAACCGUACCAUCAUGGAGGUCUGGGAUUUCUCCCCUCCCGAGGAGAUGCUUCAAGAGCGGUCCUUCCUUUCCCCUAAGAAAUUAGACGCUCCAGUUCCCGAUAGACCUUUGAGCGCAACCUUUUCAUCACAGCAUAGAGGCGGUGCUCCGGGAAUUGGCAUCCAAGAUGUAGAGAUGCCAGACGCCGGCCCGUCGACAGCACCGCUUCAGCCCAGCAACCCGACCUUCUUCCACGAGUAG